Molecule: messenger RNA, 972 nt
Organism: Morchella importuna
Lineage: Eukaryota; Fungi; Ascomycota; Pezizomycetes; Pezizales; Morchellaceae
Exons: 9
Coding region: 1-972 (323 amino acids)
Molecular function (GO): triacylglycerol lipase activity
Source: RefSeq, a predicted model, not a curated record
AUGAAAAUGAAAACAACAAUACUCCGCCUGCGCCUGCGCCCACGCCCAGCUGCUGGCCCGAAUCUCUACCGCCAGCUCAGAAACCACAGUACGGUCCCGACACACCCCGAGAAAAAGCUCACCGAAGACCCCCGGCUAAAGGAGCUUGGGCGAACAUUGUCAGACGAGUUCUCGACCAUCAGGGAGAAUUACAGGACACCGAAGAAUCCGAUUGUGCUGUGCCAUGGACUACUAGGAUUCAACGAGCUCCGUCUGGCAGGGCAGAUGCUGCCUGGUAUCGCGUACUGGCGCGGCAUCACGGAGGUGCUGAGGGCGAACGGGGUCGAGGUUAUCACGACUACUGUGCCGGCGUCGGGGUCGAUAGAGGUGAGGGCGAAGGCGUUGGCGGCGGGGAUUGAGGAGAGCCUGAAGGGGAGGAGCGUUAAUCUAAUUGGAGGCAUCGACGCCCGCUACAUGAUCAGCGAGCUCAAACCCACAAACUUCAAAGUCCUCUCUCUCACCACCGUCGCCACACCGCACCGCGGCUCCUCCUUCGCUGACUACAUACUCGACCUCAUCGGGAAAGAGCGCCUCCCCAGCGUAUACGCCGCCGUCGAGUCCUUGGGCCUCGAAACCGGCGCAUUCGCACAGCUCACGACACGCUACAUGGAGGAGAAGUUUAACAAGCUGAUCCUCGACGAUCCUAGCGUAAGGUACUUCUCGUACGGGGCGAUGGCGAAGCCGGGGAUGAUGUCGGUGUUUCGGCAGAGUCAUCGCAUUAUUGAGGAGAAGGAGGGGCCGAAUGAUGGACUGGUGUCGGUCAGGUCGGCGCAGUGGGGAACGUAUAAGGGCACGCUGGUGGGGCCGACGCACCUGGGGAUUAUUAAUUGGACGAAUCGGGUUUGGUGGAUGCUGACGGGGAAUAAGGCGACGUUUAAUGCGAUUGCGUUUUACUGCGAUAUCGCUGAUAUGUUAGCGGAAGAAGGCUUGUAA